GAAAAGGAAAGGAAAUCGAGAGAGAGGGAGGGUGGAGGCAAGCGAGAGGAAGGUCAAGCCGGGGAGGACACGCACGCACAGAUCCCUCUCCCUCUCCUGCAUAUCUCCCUCUCUCUCUCUCUCUCUCUCUCUCUCUCUCUCUUCCCCUUCCGACGCGGCGAGAGCUUGGAGGAGGAGGAGAGGGGAGGGGAGGGGAGGGGAGAGGAGGCCGAGAUCCCGAGCCACCCCGGACGGCGAACCCUGCUCCGGUACCUUGGUCUAUUUGGGAGGAGCUUCCGUCGCGGUCGGAGGAUUUCGGGGCGCAGCCAUGAACGAGAAGGCCUCCGUCUCCAAGGAACUCAACGCCAAGCACAAGAAGAUAUUAGAAGGCCUCCUGCGGCUGCCUGAGAACAGAGAAUGUGCAGACUGCAAGUCAAAGGGUCCUCGCUGGGCAAGUGUAAACCUUGGGAUCUUUAUAUGCAUGCAGUGUUCUGGAAUUCAUAGAAGCCUCGGGGUACAUAUAUCUAAGGUAAGAUCUGCUACCCUGGAUACAUGGCUGCCAGAGCAAGUUGCAUUUAUUCAAUCAAUGGGGAAUGAAAAGUCAAAUAGCUACUGGGAAGCAGAGCUGCCCCCUAACUAUGAUAGGGUUGGGAUAGAAAACUUCAUCCGCGCGAAAUACGAGGACAAGAGGUGGAUACCGAGGAAUGGGACGUCAAGACCGUCAUCUGGUGCUAGAGAUGAGAAGAGCCCAGAGCCACAGGCUAGUGCUAGCAGGGGUGGACAUAAUCAAAGAUCUUCAUUUGAGCAACACCGUACUUCACCAGCGCCAGUGAGCAAAAUUGCUCCGGUAGCUUCUAGGAUUCCCACCCAGCAGGCAUCGCAUCAGCCAAAAACUAAACCUGUUCCCAAGGUUUCACCUCCUCAACCUGACAAAACACCAGUUAAAGUUGAUGCGACACCACCAAAAGUUGAGAAGCCAUCAGUUCCACCACCUCCUAAGGUUGACUAUGCGACUGAUCUCUUCAGCAUGUUAUCAAUGGAUGGAGCAACUGAGAAAGAACCAGAGUCAUCUUCUAAUGAUGAUAGUGCUUGGGAGGGCUUCCAGUCUGCAGAACCUUUACCUAGCUCAGACAAAAAGGAUUCCGCUAAGCCAGUAGAAAGUAAGCCCCAGUCCACAUCAGGCAUAGAGGACUUGUUUAAAGAUUCACCAGCGGUGACAGUAUCCUCAGCUCCAGUUGUUCCACAAGCAAAUGUGAAGAAUGAUAUCAUGAGUCUGUUCGAGAAGACCAGUAUGGUUUCACCAUAUGCUGUUCAGCAACAGCAGCUUGCUUUUAUGACCCCCCAGCAGCUUGCUCUUCUGUCUCAGCAGCAAGCUUUACUAAUGGCUGCUCUUAAAGCUGGAAAUGCACCCCAGAUGAUUCCAGGUAAUGCCGGUCUGCAAAAUGGUAAUGGUUCCAAUCCCGCCAAUGGAAACUUGCCUUUGCAUACCUGGACAAAUAUUGGUUAUCAGAACCCUGGGUUGACUCCAGCAGCAGGACAGAAUGGUGUCACCAAGGUCGCAAACAACAGUCAGGAAUUCUCUCCUGGGAACUUCAAUUUUAGUACACCAGGAGCAUACAACAUUAGUCCAUCUGUCCCAGCAAAUGGGGCCGCAAGUGCAGCUGCUAACAAGAGCACACCAUCUUCUACCUCUUCUUCCCUGCCCUCUCAAUCUGGCAAAGAUUAUGAUUUUUCGUCAUUAACUCAAGGAUUGUUCUCCAAGAGAUGAACCUCUUUGCUAUACUUGGAAAUUAAACAAAUGGACCUGUAUGCGAUGAUGAUUGAUGAACACGGCAGAUUUUAUUAGGAGAACUGGGGCCUUCUACACUCUUUUAUGAGGCAGCCUUUCUUCUUGUGGAUAUUACGUCACCUUGUAGCUGUCCUGGACAAAUAAGGGGAGGAAUAUAGCAACUAAUUUGAUUAUGUUGUUUCCUACAGCUGAAGAGAGUUUCAUAUUGUUCAUGAUGACGACCACUUUGAAUAGAGAGUGCCUUUGGCGAUGUUGGACUCACAUUUAUAAUAGCGUAAUACAGCUGUUUUAUUCCCUUUGUUCAUGCCAUAGUUAA
Oryza brachyantha (malo sina) is the source of this 2084-nucleotide messenger RNA. RefSeq names its product ADP-ribosylation factor GTPase-activating protein AGD5. The coding region runs from base 308 to 1747 and encodes 479 amino acids. NCBI's taxonomy places the organism in Eukaryota, Viridiplantae, Streptophyta, Magnoliopsida, Poales, Poaceae. The record is from RefSeq and is a predicted model, not a curated record. Gene Ontology annotation, molecular function: GTPase activator activity. The transcript has 11 exons.